This is a messenger RNA of Cavia porcellus (domestic guinea pig), 15142 nucleotides long. It is a transcript of the gene Znf318, whose product is annotated as zinc finger protein 318. The coding region runs from base 232 to 6966 and encodes 2244 amino acids. Gene Ontology annotation, cellular component: nucleoplasm. The transcript has 10 exons. The record is from RefSeq and is a predicted model, not a curated record. Gene Ontology annotation, molecular function: nucleic acid binding; zinc ion binding. NCBI's taxonomy places the organism in Eukaryota, Metazoa, Chordata, Mammalia, Rodentia, Caviidae. Gene Ontology annotation, biological process: negative regulation of DNA-templated transcription; positive regulation of DNA-templated transcription.
GCGCCCCGCCCCGCGCUCUGGAGGGAGCAGAGGCGAAGCCUGGCGCGGGGAGCCCCGGAGGGCGGGGGUGUGUCGGCCGCGCGCUCACGCCUGGUAACUGCCAGCCGCGGCGCGCCGUCGCGCUCUAGUCCCGGGAGGUGCGCGGGGCUAAGAGGGCAGGGGGCGGGGGCGGCGGCGCGCGCACUCGGGCCCGAGUCGAAGCCGCCCCCUGUGGCCACAGCCGCCGGAGCCAUGUACCGCAGCGGCCCCCGCGCCUCAGGCUCUUCGCACCGGCCUAAAGACUGUGGCGGGGGCGACCCGCGUCCCAGUCGCGGCCCCGGGUACUCGUCAGGCCCGGUCCGCCACGCCUCGCCGCCGCCGUCUUCCUGCGCCCCCGCGCUGCGGACCCCGGCGCGUCGGCCCCGCUCACCCCCCUCGCACCGCAGCCGCCGGGCCUCGCCGUCCCCGCCCCGCAGCCGCCGCAGCUCCCCGUCCCCUCCGCGGAGCCGCCGACUCUUUCCGCCGGGCCCAGGCGGCUUCCGAGGCAGCAGUCGCGGCGAACCCCGCGCCGAUUUCUCCCGGGACAGCCGCGGGAACCACGCCGGUGACAGCGGCAGCCGGAGACACUCUCCUGGUCUGCAUUCUGACUCUUCUAUGGAUCAGAGCUUAAGGAUCACUGUUGGCAAUGACCAUUUUUGUGUUAGCACACCAGAACGGCGAAGGCUUAAUGAUCGGCUGGGGUCACCAGUAGAUAAUCUGGAGGAGGUGGACAGGGAUGACCUGAUUGAUGAUUCUGUCUUCACUCGACAUUCCCAGUGCUCUCGGGGUCUCGAACGAUAUAUUUCCCGGGAGGAGGAACCUCUUAGUCCCUUCUUGGGACAACUUGAUGAGGACUACAGAACAAGAGAAACUUUCCUGCGUCGAUCUGAUUAUAGUCCCCAUGUUGGUUGUCAUGAUGAGCUGUUUCGGGGAACGGAACGGAAUAGAGACAAACUAAAAAACUCCUACUCUAUACGAUCUGAAGAAAGGAGUCGAGAGGCCAAAAGGCCCCGUUAUGAUGAUACAGAGAAAAUACACAGCAUGGGAGGGGAUCACUCAGCUUUUACAUCAGGGACUCGAAACUAUCGGCAGCGUAGACGAAGCCCAAGUCCUAGGUUUCUAGACCCUGAGUUUCGAGAGCUGGACCUUGCCAGGAGAAAGCGAGAGGAAGAGGAACGAAAUAGAAGCUUGAGUCAGGAGCUGAUGGGAGAAGAUGAUGGUGACAAUAGCUGUUCCAUUCCUGGAUUAUCAGGUGCCCUGACAGCUUCAGAGCCUGGAUAUUCUUUGCAUCGGCCUGAAGAAGUAUCUGUGAUGCCCAAGAAAUCCAUUCUGAAGAAGCGGGUUGAGGUGGACAUGGAGCCUUCUGUGCAGCUUGGCAGUUUUUCCAGCAGCACCAGCACUAGCCAGGAUCACCCUGGGUACUCUGGGCACUCAUCUCUUCCAUUAAGUGGUGCUAUUGCAGCUUUUGCCCCAGAGAUUGAAGACAAGGAGACAACAGUGGAGACUACCCUGAAGGAACCUCAAGGCAACCUAUACCAAUGGGGUCCCCUUCCUGGGGUGCCCAAAGACAAUAGUCCUCUCAGCGAAAAAUUUGGAAGCUUUCUGUGCCACAAGGAAAAAAUGGAUUUGAAGACUGAGGGACACACAGACUUCUUACUGCCCCAUGAGAGAGCUAGCCAGGAUGGAAGUGGGUUUUCCCGCAUCCUCAGCAUGUUGGCAGAUUCUACCAGCACACAAGAGAAAAGAUGCCGAAGCUUCCCUGACAUCGAGGAUGAGGAGAAAUUUCUCUAUGGGGAUGAAGAAGAGGACUUUAAGGCGGAGUCUCCACCAAAGCCCACUGGGGGCUCUGAGAGUGAAGUUAUAAGACAGAAAACAAUUUCCCUCCCCUCUUCAUCUCCAGCUAUAAAGCUAGAAUCCCUAGAAGAGACCAAUCCCGAAUAUGCCAAGAUUCAUGACUUGUUGAAGACCAUAGGGCUGGAUAUCGGAGUAGCAGAGAUUAGUCAACUGGCUGUGCGAACUCAGGAGCGACUUCAUGGCAAGAAGCCAUCAUCACGCUCUACAACUGACCGGCGUUCCUCUGUUGACCGACACUUUUCAGUGGACCGUUGUUCUUCUGUUGACCACCAUUUCUCAGUUGAUCAAUGCUCCUCAGAUCCCCAUAGACUGGAUGACAGGGAGGCACACCACGGCAAUGCACAAUCCCCAGAAGUGUCCCAUCCACACCAAGCUUCCUCAGUAGAUCCUUACCUACUCAGAAAACACAGCCCUCCCUUCUUAAAAUCUGACCAUCCAGUGGGUCAUAUUUCAGAACCCAAAGUGAUUGGCAGUGGGUUUCAGUCAGCUGUUUCAGUCAGGUGUGUGUUGCCCUCUGCAUCCUCUACCCCAAUUAGGCUUCCCCACUCUGCUUCAUUGUCUCAGUUUCAUGUGCCACAGCCUUCUCAGUUUGCUGCAGCUCGGAUACCUCCAAACUAUCAGGGACCAGCCAUCCCUGCUGUCUCCUUUGAUGCCUAUCGGUCCUACAUGGCCUAUGCAGCUGCAAGAUGGCCCUUGUACCCUGCAUCUCAGCCAGCAACCCCCCUUCUACCUGAGUUACAUAGAAUAAUGCCACUAACCAAACAAGCUUCUCGGAGCCGUCCCAACCUCCGUGUGAUCCCUACUGUGACUUCUGACAAGCCCAAACAAGAGGAGUCGGUGCCAGACUCAGUUCCUGCUGUCCAAGUGCCUGUCCAGGUGUCCAUCCCACCUCUCAUAAGAUAUAACCCAGAGAAGAUCUCUGAUGAGAAGAAUCGGGCCUCCCAGAAGCAGAAGGUUAUUGAAGAAAGGGAAAAACUGAAGAGUGAUCAGGAAGCCCGUCAGAAGAAAAUGUACUAUCUCAGGACUGAGUUGGAGAGGCUACAUAAACAACAAGGGGAGAUGCUACGCAAGAAGCGAAGAGAGAAGGAUGGUCACAAAGAUCCACUUCUGGUGGAGAUGAGUCGGCUGCAGGAUAACAUCGUGAAGGACAUUGCAGAGCUACGGCAGGAAGCAGAAGAGGCAGAAAAGAAGCAAUCUGAACUUGACAAAGUGGCUCAGAUCUUGGGAAUUAAUAUCUUCGAUAAAUCCCAGAAAUCUUCAAAUGACAGUAGAGAACCUACUGAGAAGCCUGGGAAAGCAGAAAAAUCUAAGAGCCCUGAAAAAGAGUCAGCUUCCCCAACCUCUUCUAGCAUUAAGGAAUUGAAAGUAAACCAUGAGAAGUCCCGUGUUAAGAGCCCUAAACCUGCUGAAAGCCCCCAGCCACUUGCUAAGCAGUGUGAUCAGCCUGUUACUGGUUAUCAGUAUUAUGACGCUGGCAACCACUGGUGCAAAGAUUGCAGUACCGUCUGUGGGACCAUGUUUGACUUCUUCACUCACAUGCACAGUGAGAAGCACACACAGACACUGGAUCCCUACCACAGACCUUGGGCUUCAAAGACCCAGAGUGAGGCCAAGCAAGAUGCUGUAAAGCACACUGACAAGAUAACUGUUUCUGCAAAAGGCUCUGAAUUUCUGAUUCCUGUCACUGGAUUUUACUGCCAGCUCUGUGAGGAAUUUUUAGGGGAUCCAAUUUCUGGAGAGCAACAUGUAAAGGGUCAUGAACACAAUGAGAAAUACAAGAAAUAUGUGGAUGAAAACCCAUUGUAUGAGGCGAGGCGGAAUCUGCAGCAGCGAAAUCUGGAGCGGCGGAAUCUGGAACGCCAGGCCAGCCCAUUUGCUGUGGUCCUAGAAAAAGAACGGCGACGGCAAAAUGAGCUGAAGCGCAAACUUAGGGAGAAACAAAAAGAGGAGAAACAAAAAAAAGUGAAAGUGAAAGUUGUGAAAGAAACAAAAGAGAGUGACAAGAUCUGUAUGGAAUUAGAAGACCAAAUCUCUGAGUGCUGGAAUUCCCCUGAAAAAGCUGAAAAUAAAAGGAAUCUGAACAUCAAACUCCAAUUAAAAGAAGAAGUGAAGAAGGAAUCGCCAACAUCAUCAUCUUUUGGGAAAUUUAGCUGGAAGAAGCCAGAAAAAGAAGAGGAAAAGAGUUCAGUGGCGACCCCAAGUAUCCUUAAAGAAGAGAUUGUAGAAAGCAGUAAGGACAAAGAAGAUGGCAAAGCUGAGAUGGGGAAGGCAAAACCCAUCAAAAUCAAGCUGUCUGGGAAAACUGUUGUUGCACAUACAAGUCCCUGGAUGCCUGUUGUGACAACUUCAACGCAGACUAAAAUCCGACCCAACCUGCCUAUCCCAUCCACAGUACUCCGCAAGUCAAGUUCAGCUACAAUGAGCAAGCCUGCGCCACUUAACACCUUUCUGUCCAUCAAGUCCUCUGGAACCACUGCUAAACCUCUGCCAGUGGUUAAAGAGUCUUCAGCUGAUCCCCUCUUGCCUCCAGACAUCAUCUCCAAAGCUUUUGGAGGAGAAGAGGUGAUUCUAAAAGGGUCUGCAGAGGAGAAAGUGCUGGCUGAAAAGAAUGAGCCAUCCCAUAUACCUGACCAAAUGUUGCCGCCGCCACCCCCACCUCCUCCUCCUCCACCACCACCACCGCCUCCACCACCCCCAGUUGUACCUCAUCCCACUGCUCCAUCUCCUCAAGCAAAUGUGGUCUUGGCUUCAGGAAAGUCAAACUCAGCUGUGUCUCAGACUCCCAGUUCUGGCUUCCUGAGUCCUAACAUUCUGAAUCCAGUGUUGCCUAUAGCCUUCAAGGCCUCAGCACAGCCAGCUACCAUUCCUUCUGAUGAGACAGCUCCUGGGGUGAGUGAGAGUGACUGGGACCAGACCCUGUUCUCUAUGUUAGUGCGUCCUCCCCCACCCCUCUCAAGUGUGUUUAGUGAACAGGCCAAAAAGGUAGAGAAGCGAAAUUCAUGCUUAGCCACAGCCAAUGCUAAGGAUCUGUAUGACAUAUUCUAUAGUAGUGGUGGAAAGGGGGCCCCUGAGACUAAGCUGGGUACUGGUCCAUUGGCCAAUGGGGAAAAUAGCCACCUUUCUAAAACUGAAAAUUCAUAUACCUCUUUCACAUCUCCCCUGACUAGCAGUGUAUCUCAAAAAGAGAUUGCUCAAGACAGAGGCUUGGCCACUGCUCCUGUGGUCAGGAACCAUGAAAAUCCCAUAGUAGAAACUGUAACAUCAAUAGGGAAACGGUCAAUUGUAAAGGAAGUAGACUCAAAAAGUAGAGACUGUAGCUAUAGCUUCUUACAGCCUCUGACAAGGUUGUGCCAAAAUAGGUCUUAUAAAACUACCCCACAGACAGACACUUCAGCCAUGUGGACUAAUAAUAGCUCUGUCCAGAGUGACACUGAUGGGGAUCUAGCUUCAAAAGGGCAAAUUAAAUUUGACCUGGGAGAGCCAGGCCCACCUGGUAUAGACCUGGAUCCUCAGCUGUCAGGUACACACUGUCACACCAGGGAAUCUCAGACAAUGGUAGAAGUUCACCUCAUAGAUUCUGGUAAGGAAAGCCAAGAGCUCUACAGCUCUAAGGAUUGUGGAAAAAGUGAGAUAGAGACAAACACUGAACUAAAAGGAAGGGUAGCAGUUAAAGAGGGAGCAAGUGUCAAUUCUGGGCCCCAUAGCCUAGAAGAUUCUAAUUUGAACUAUGGGAACAGAUACAUGUGGGAGGGAGAAGUAGAACAACCAGAGUUACUAAUGAUUGACAAAGAGGUUGAACAAUCUAAGAAAUCAAUGACAGAACAUGAAACUCCAAGUAAAGUAAUCACUGAAUCAAGUGCACAGGCAAAAAAAGACUCAUUUCCAUUAGAAGAUAAAUCUUUACUCCAGAAUCCACAAGAUAAACCAGGGAAAAUUUCCACCCCAGAGUUGCUUCUUCAGUGUCCAGCAAGACCAGAUACAUAUUUAACAGAUAAUGCCCAGGAACAAGGAGUUUCAGGUGGUAGUGAAGAGUGGCUAGAACAUUCAGCUCAAGAAUCAGGUUCCAGAACUUCUAGGUAUAGAAGUCUCAAAUUCCAAAGAGAAAGAUCAAAAGACUUUCAAGGUAAAAUGAUCUGUGAUUUGGCUGUUUGGGAUGAGAACAAGAGCCCAGAGAAACCUGAAGUGAAAACUGUGAAACUUCGAGACAUUCAUCCAGAAUUAACAGCAACAAUAGAAAACAAGGCCUUGGCAGAUUUUGAAGCUAAACACUUAAAGGUAAAGGAGCUUGCUACUCUGGGGAAUCUGGAAGAUACACGUGUUGAUUUCUGCAAUACUCGGUUAGACCCAGGACAUGGACCCCUAACAGCCCUGUCUCAGAAAGCAUGUGAAGAAAAUUUUGUAUCAUCUGCAGGGUAUAAUCCCUCUACCCCUAGUAACUUUGAAGCAGUCUCAUCUUUUUCUGGGUUUCCAUUAGAUUCUCCCAAAACCCUGGUGCUUAAUUUUGCAACAGAAGGUGAACACAAUUCCUCUAAUCCCAGAAGUGGGAGGAUUGUUUCUCCCAACAUUUUGAAAACUGGACUUCCUACAGAAAAUACUGACUGUGGCUUGGGUAGCCUAGAGAGAACACAUCAGGCCCUUGACCUGUUGUCAGGGGGAAGGCUGCAUGAAGAAGCAGAAGAAACUUCCCAGUUAAAGAAGCAAGAGUCACUCAGGUUGGAAUCAGAAACAACUAGUCCGGCAGGCCUUGGACCAUCUCCUUGCCUUCCAGAUCUCGUUGACUUUGUUACACGGACAUCUGGCAUUCUGAAAGAGAAACUGUGUUCUCCAUUUUCUGAUCCAGAUGACCCUCUUAAGUGUAGCUCCUUGGAAAUGGGACCACUGAAGCUAGAAAUCCCAGAUGUCUCCAAUACAGAAGUAGCGGUUCUCCAGGCAGAUGAGGAAAGUAACAACCCUUUGAAUUUGGUCAAAACUCCAGCUUCAGAGUCCUCUUCUGGGGAGCAGGUAGUUGGAGGCAGUCUGGUCCCUCAGAAAAUAACUGAUGAAGCUGCAGUCAGUCCCUUCCAGAACCACACAGAAUCCAGUGUUCGUGAUUAAACUCCCAGGACUCCUUGUGGAUGAACCAAAUUGGCUUCUAGAAAUUGGAUACCCAGAUGAUCCAGGACUGGUUGGCAGUCUCAUCGAACCUACACCAUGAGAUAUAGUCAACAUCUUACAGUAAAUAUUUAUGGAAGCUAAAAAAUGUACCUCCUUUUUUCCUUUCCCCUUACAAUAUCAGGCAAAUCAAUCAUAACAUAUAUAUAUAUAUAUAUAUAUAUGUAUCUGUAAAAAAAAAAGUAUUUUCUGUUAUUUUUUUUAUCUUUUGGCCAAGUUAUUUUCUCCUGCUUUGUCAUUAAAGUCAGAUGUCUAUCUGUUUACCACAUAGUGUGCUUUGAUUGUAUUUUGGCUUUGAUGUUGCCAUUUGUAGAAUGUGGGGGAGGAGGGAAACCAGAGAGUUGACUUCUCCAAUUACUGUGUUGUAUUCCUACCAAAUUUCCUGGGCAACUGGUGGAUCUUGGGAGAAACACCGGAAAGCUUGUUGAAACGGAAAGCUUCUACUGAAAAGGAAGAAUUGUUCAUCUCUUGGGCUUCCAUUUGGAUGGGCCUACCUUAACAAUGUUUGAAAUGCAGCGUGAGUAGCCCUUUUAUUGUUUAUUUACUUCCCUUACUGGCAUGUCAGCUCCCAUACAUCCCCUCUUGCUGUUUGCUUGAGAUGGUCCUCCUGGCCCACAAACCUAUUUGGAAAUGGCCUCAAUAAGCAUGGAAGAAAAUCUGGCAGACUCAACAGAAGACAACAAAUCGGUAAGGUUUAUUCGUGCAUGGCCCAAUCCCAGGAGCAGAUAUGUUUUUAGGAAAUCGCUUUCAUUUAAAAAUGACAUUUGCUCAUUGUACUGUGUGUUCCAGUAAUACUUUAUAUCAAAUUGUUUAGCAACUAUUUCUGUUUUAAAGAGGCAGAAAAUCUAAAACUUAUCUUGAGAUUGAACUCAUUCUGUUCCACAAAUCUAUAUGUAUACCUUCUCUCCUUAUCCCAAAUUAUUUCCAUCAGUGUGAUGUUUUGGGUUGUACAUUUGUUAAAAAAAAUUAAAGAAUUUAUAAGUUGGCUUAACUUUAUUUUUAAUGUGUUAAUUUCAUGGAAUAAAUGCAUUAAUCUCAUGUUUCUUUCUGGAUUGUUGUUUUGAAACCACACACAUUUGAACUUCAAAGGAAGACUAAAGUAGUGAACCUCUACUGACUUGUUUGUUCCCACCUUCAUCCACCUCCCCCCCCCCCGAAUUGUCAGAGCUACUUUCUUCAUACCAGAAUGUUAAGUUAGUAGUCUGUACCCCUCUGCUGCCACGUAAGUGGUGAGAGGCCUCAGUGGUCAGUAUUCUUCUGUAAAGCUCUUAUAAACCCUUGUUUUGGCUCAGGCUCUUCCAGGAAACUGAGUUUCUUUAAGACAGUCAGACUCUUGCUGAGGUCCUCUUUGGAAUCAAGGAGUCAGUCCUCAGAUUUUCUAAUCUCUGUCUCUUCUGCCAUCCCUGUUGUCAGCAAUUUGUAACCUGGCUCAACAAAGGCUUCUGAGUCCUUUUCUCUCCUACCUGUUCUUCAAAGGUAAUAUAGUAUCACUAGUCUUAUUCUCAGAAUUCUUUCUUCCUUAUUUCUGUGUGUAUGGAGCUACAGAAUCAUCAGGUUGAAUUUUAGGAGGCGAGGGCCAGGGAUUUAGCUCAGUGGUAUAAGCAUCUGCCUGGCAAGCAUGAGGUUGUGAGUUCAAUCCCCAGUACAAAAAAAGAAAAAAAAAAAAAAAGAAUUUUAGGAGGCUACUUAAUUUUUCUGAAGCCUUAAGUAAUAUCAGUUGAGAAAUGAUUCUGACUCCUCUUCAUGUUGUGGAAAGGAAAGAGAUUUGACAGCUAGUCAUUGAAAAUGCCUCCAUCAUUUGUUGUGGUUUUUGACAAGGUGCUUUAUUGGACAGGGUUCUUUUAAGAUGAGGAUUAUUAUCCCCAUUUCAGCACCAAAUGUUUACAGGGUCAGGCUGUCCUGAGUAAUCUGUAGGCUUGAUUUUUCAGCUGUAGCCCAAAUUCAGAAUGCUUCUGACCUGGAAACCACAGACUGACUCAAAAAGGUAUCUUUUUUUUUUUUUUUUUUGAAUGGUGAUUUGAACUCAGGAACUUGUGCUUGCCAGGCAGAUGCUGUGCUGUUGAGCUAUAUACCCAACCCCAAAAUGUCUUUUAGUAAACUUAAGCCCAUGAGCUUUGACAAGAUUUGUUUUCCCACUUAGUCCCUUUUUAUCCUAGGAUGUUAUCUAUAGGAAUUUUGGAAACAAUAGUUUAAAAAUGCUGGUUUGCAUUCAUUUUUAGGCCGGUUAGUUUAUAGUUUAACCUCUCUGGGAAAAGAUAGGUGGGUUUAGGGAAAGAGUAGGGAGAAGUUAAUCAUAUGCAGAUCUCAACUCAGUAAGUUAGUCUUCCCCCGUAGGUAAGAGGGAGUCAUCUGAGAGGGAUGAUAAGGAAAGAGAAGCAAAUUUUAGGAAGGACAAAACUAGGUAGGUGGGGCUGGAGUACAUAGAGCCUAAAUUUUAGUAAUAACUUGUAAUUUCUGGGUAGCUUCAAGAUUUACACCAAAGUCAUCUACCAAUCCAGAGCUUUUUCUAGAAGGCACAUUUCUAAGAGUUACAGGAAUGGCAUUUUUCAUGUCUGCUCUGAUCCAGGAAAGGGAGAGCUUUUAGAAUUCCAGUCUGGGCUGGAAGUAGUGCUACUUUUUAUACCUUUAAUCAGUGAGAUCUAGCUUUGGAGCUCAUCCAGAAAAGCUGUGUUAAGGGGGUGGGGAGUCCAACCCAAUAGCUAGCACCAAGAGGUAGGGUGUAUUUCUUUUUAUGUCCUGUCACAGUAUAGAAUAAAGUUUCAACUUGGAGACAAAGCACAUGCAAGGAAUGGGCCCUGAUCUUUAUAUGUUGCUUUUGUAUAAUGCAGGUACAUUCUAGAUUUCUGUGAACAUCAGGAGCAGUUUUUAUAGUCCACCCUCAUGAGCACAAAUGUGAGCAAACACCCACAAGUACCUAAUAACCCUCUAAGAAUUCCCUUGGCUUUCUGAAUGGAGGCUUCCUACCUUGUAAGCUGCCAUUCUAUUCAUAAGGCAUGUAACACUUUUAGUAUUUAUUUUCCUGCUAAUACUACUGAGUAAUACAGGAAAGUUGUCCAACUUUACACCAUGUGUGCUUCAUCUCUUAAAAAGUUAAAAUGUCCAUAAAUUAUGUAAUGUUUCAGUAGUGGGGCAUACCAGAAUAUAUGUCUGUCUCAUCAAAUUUCCAGAUGCAGAGUCUGAGGAAAAAUGAGUAGUAGAUAUCCAGGACACAGUAAUCCAAUAGAAACAUUACCUCUUGUUUUUAAGGGGUAAAGAUUCAGAUGAAAUAAACUAUAACAAAUGAAGUGCUUUUUUUGUUUUGUUUUGUUUUAAAUGUCUUACCUCUGCUUCUCCUCAGUUUAUUAAGAUUAACUAGAUCCAGGAUAAAUGAGUGAUUUAUGUAAGAAAACAGAAAUACAGAAUAGAGAUUAUAAAAUCGUUUCUUCUUAGAGUUUAAAGGUUACAACUUUUUAUUUGUUGUUUGUUUUUGGUACUGGGGAUCAAACUCAUAACCUUGCACUUGCCAGGCAGGCACCUACACCGAAGAGCUAAAUCCCCAGCCCUAUUACAGCUUUUUAGCUUAAAAAGUUAGGUAUGCAGUGACAAUAGUCAUUGGUAAAUAAACAAUUGAACGUUCACUGUGAAUGUACUACUCUUAAAAGAUCUGAGUGUGGUGGCACAUGCCUAUAAUCCCAGCACUCAGGAGGCUGAGGCAGAAGGAAGAAUCUUUACAAGUUUGAGACUAGCCUGGGUUACAAAGUGAGCCAAAGGCCAGCCGAAACAAGAUAACAAGACCCUAUCUCAAAAAGAUAAAAAAAAAAAAAAAAAAAACAAUACUAUUCUGAGCUGCCUUCAACUUACACAUUUUUGGAAGAAGUUAAUUGAUAAAACAUGACUAUGUUACAGCAUUUAACAUGGUUUAUAGUUUUAGAUGUGUAUAUUUCUUUGAUUAACACCCCAUCCCAGCUGCUUCAUAAACUCUCCAAAGUAGGAAUUUGUUUUGCUGCUUCAUCAUCGUAUUCACAGUGCACAGUUGCUGGGCAUGUAAGGUGUGCAAUAAAAAUCUGUUGCAGUAAUCAGUGUGGUAAUAGCUAUUUUUCCUAACUGAUCAUUAAUAUUUAACAAUUUAUAAAAGAGCAAAAACAAUUGCUGACUCUAGUUUGUGGUUCCUUAACACUUUAGAAGCCAUCUGUCUGUAUACAAAUUACCAUCUGUAGUAGGGUGUUUAUAUCAAGGCUGCCAGUAGUCCCUUGUUGGAGUAAUAUUCUGGAGUAGUGGUGCCAGAUUAGAAAGGGUACACACUGCCCCGCAGCAGAAGAGAAAUGGUAAGGAGAGCAAACUGACUUGAGAGUUAUAAAAAAGUAAAAAAAAAAAAAAAAAAAAAAAAGCCAAAGAACAGAUUUUGAGGGCUCUGAUGUUCAGAUGGCCCCCUUUCUUCUUCCAGCCAGAUAAGUAUGUUGAAAUCAGCCAAACUGUAAACUCUGAUUUGACUGUAGGAAUAAUUCAACAUUUUAUGGCCUAGCAUCAUCUUGUUAUCUCAAGACUAAAUCAAGCUCAAUUUCAUUUCUGGAUGGAAUUGAAAAAAAUGUUUAGAGUUUAUCUUAGAAGAAUGAGAAGCAGUACUUUUACUUUUUGUCUUUUAUGUUUCUACCUUCUCACCAUGGAAAUGCAUUUUACAUAAUAUUUUAUAUAUCCAUAAAAUAUAUAUGUAUGCAUAUGCAUGCAUAAAAAUGUUUAUGUUAGUAAGGAUUAUCUGAUGCUGCAGAAUUACUGCCAAAGUUUUAGGAUUUUUUUUUUCUCUUCUGGAUACUUUUAUGUAUUAAAAAAUGUUUUUAGAGCUGUCUUUUAUUUGAUGCAUCAUGCCUCUCAUCUACUCUCCACAGUUAAAAAUAGGACCUGGUUUUUUUCCCUCGAGACCUUGUGAACCCCUCUCCUCCCACCUAUGCUGGGCAACAUGCCUUCUUUUUUUUUUUUUUUUUUUUUUUUUUUUUUUUUUUGUCUUUUUUCCUUUUGGUACCAGGGAUUGAACUCACGACUGCCUGCUUGCAAGGCAGGCGCUUAUGUCGCUGAGCUAAAUCCCCAGCCCCUGCAACAUGCCUUCUUAAAAAUCCCCUGUUAUUCUUUUCUUCUCUCUCUCUCUUGCCUGUACUCUACUGAGCUGACUGUGCAUAUCUGCUGAUAUGCAAGUACUUGGCCAUUAAAUUAUAUGAAUCAAGAUACUUGUCUCCACAAAGCUUACUUUCUUGAAGGAACAUAAAAGAUAAUCAGUUUGUUGCAUGCAAAACGGUAUAAGAUAUAAUUUAUAUCUACUUAUAAUUUAAAAAUUUUUCAUGCAUCUGUUCCUUUUAUUCAUGGAGAAUCAGGCUUUGGCAACCCUAUCCUAAAAUGGGAAUGAUACAGAGAAGUUUAGCAUCAUUCCUGUACAAGGAUGAUACGCAUAUUUGUGAAGCAUUCCAUAUUUUUAGAAAAGGGAAAAGAGAAAAGAUGUAAAUUUGUAUAUGUAUACUUAAGACAGCUAAGAUGAUUGCACUACUAAUUCUAUUCUUGGAACAAAACCGUUAACGUAGGAUUAGAUCAAUUUUGCAUGUCUAUAUCUGGUAAUCUGAGUAACCUUUUUUUUUUUUAGUAACUCUUUUAAAGAUACCUGCAAAGUAAUAACCUUUGUUAAGUUCCUACCACCUUGUUUUGAAAGCCUGUAUUGUUAUUGUUUGGGGGUUUUUGUUAUUGUUUGUCUCUUGUUUCUUGUUUUUCUUGUAUUUUUUGUCUCAUAUUUCCUUCUUUAAAAACGUUUUGUGAAAAAUAAGGGAAAUGAGUAUGUUUAAAAGAAGUGAAUGAGCAGGAUGAAAAUAGAGGCAUAGGUAUGUAAUUGGAGAACAAAAGGUAGAGGAUGUGAAGAAAGAAAACAAAAAGAUGAAAUCAACCAUAUUGAAAUAGUAUUUUUUUCAUCUCUUAGAUACUAUGCCCUUACUAAGGUUCCAUUUAAUUUUCCCAUAGCCUAUUUACAUAAGAAAUAGUAUGAUCAUAUUUUUACUGGUUCUCACCACUCUCUAUCAUUUCAGGAACAAGUCCAGAAUCCUGCAGAUUUACAAAAGGAAGCACUGCAGCAGACAUUUCUGCUCCAGGAAGGCAAGGACAGAAGUCACAGAGAUCACGGAAAUGAUGAGCGCCCUUGUGGCCAGUAGGCAGUCAACUCUAGGGUCUGACUUCCAGAAGGUAGGUACGGCUGUGGAGAAUUCCCUGCCAUUUUAGCAGCCAGAAAAUGGUGAGUUGAGUGAGUGAAAAUAUCUGUGUCUUUGUAUCAGUAGAGGAGGAUAAAAUUAGACUGGACAUAAUGAAUGUGUAUUUUAGAGUUUGCAUCCCACGUCUCAUUCAAUAUUGAAUAAAUUAUCUGUUAAACUUUCAUCUCUCAUUUUGUGCCAUGAUACUUAUGUUAAAACUGUGGGCUUCAGGCCUUCUCAUUCUUCCUGUAUCUCCAAAUUCCCAGCAAGUAGAAUAUCUUCAGUCUUGUUUUUAGUCUCCCUUACAAGUCUGUGCAAGAAUCAGAGUAAAAUUAGGUCCUUAAAUGAGUGGAGUAGUAGUAGGCAAAGGAGCCUUUAGGGAGGGAACCAAUCAUAAAGAACGUUUAAAAAAUCUCUGGCAUCAUACGUCACAAUUGUCUACUGGAUUCCAUUCAGUCUUACUACCUCCCCUACACUGCGUCAUUCCAAAAUGCAAGGAAAUAACUUACUCUGUCCAUCUUAAUUUCCAGUAGGUGUUUCACUUAUUCUUUAUACUUGGAACUGUGGACUCAGCAAUAUGGUGAAAAUGAGAACCAAGACCUAAUGACUUGACCUCUUAAGUCCUUAAAACUCUGAGAUUCAUUAAAUUCUGAGCUUUCCCAGUUCCAGAUUCACCCAGAAAAUUACUGGCCUAAUUUUGUUACUGAUUGGUAGAGUCCAGGAGGUCUAGUUUACUGCCCAACUAAAUCUAUGGUUUUGGUAACUUUUAGAAAUACUUGUGAGAUUGCAAAUAUUUUUUAAAGCAGAUAAUGAACAACCUAAAUUUUCAGUAGAAUAAAAAGUAAAGGGUAAAAAGCAUCCCAGGGCUCUUGCAACUGAGAUUAUGUCCAUUAAGGUCUACUCAUUCCUAAAACAUUACUCUGUGGGUGAAGCAAUGAAAAACAGCCUGGAACCAGGUCUGCCAACACUUUGUCACUACUACUUUGUCUCUCUCCAACCCAAGGUCUGUUUCUCAUCAACCAUCAUAUUAUCCUUUCCAGGGACAAGCAAGGGUGUUGGUCACAUGCUGGAAUUCCAAACUGUGAUCUACAUGUAUACGUCCAUCCCCUGGCUUACAGCCCAGAUCUUAGUUCUGCAGUGGUGUCUAAAGUCUAAGGCUUUGAUUCUGGAAGUGGGCAGUGGGAAAGAGAACUUUUUAAAAAUUGAAUAUUAUUUUAUUUUUUCUCACUAAUUCAAAGAGAAUAUUUUUGAAUAAAGUUUUCUCCUUUGUACUUCUAUUGAUAUUCUGUAGUUUACAUAUAAGUGAUGAAAUAUUUAAGAUCUUUUCAUUGAAAUAUAAUUCAUAAAACAGUUAAGUUUACAUAAGACAAAAUUCAUUGUCUUAAAGUAUACAAUUUUUUGGAUUUUAAUACCUUCAAGUCAUACUACUACCACUACCACUAAUUCCAGAAUACUUUCAUCACCUUUCUCCCAAAAAAAAUACCCUGGUAUAUCCACCAGCAAAAACUCCCAAUUACCACUGCUUUCACACUGUCCCUGUUCUGGGCACUUACUAGUCUGCUUUCUGUCUCUUAUAACUUUACCUAUUCUGACCAUGAAUCAUACAACUUGUGGCUGUUUGUGUCUGGCUUCUUUCAUUCAGCAUAAUGCUCUCAACAUUCAUCCAUAUAGUGUCAUCUGUCAUUGCUUCAUCAUACGAUACACCACAGAUGUACACCGUGUUUUGUUUAUCCAUGAGUUGGUAGACAUUUUGGUUAUUUCCACUUUGGAGCAAUUAUGAGUAAUGCUGCUAUGUUUAUGUGCAAAUUUUCACGUGGACAUAUAUUUUCAGUUUUCUUGGGUGUAUGCUUAGGAAUAGAAAUACUAUUGGUAACUGUAACUUUUUUAUUUUUCAAAAAAUAAAUAUUUGUAUUAAAACAUAA